This is a messenger RNA of Dermacentor silvarum, 4833 nucleotides long. Its product is annotated as ecdysone 20-monooxygenase-like. Lineage: Eukaryota; Metazoa; Arthropoda; Arachnida; Ixodida; Ixodidae. The record is from RefSeq and is a predicted model, not a curated record. The transcript is spliced from 9 exons. The coding region runs from base 1137 to 2672 and encodes 511 amino acids. Gene Ontology annotation, molecular function: oxidoreductase activity, acting on paired donors, with incorporation or reduction of molecular oxygen; iron ion binding; monooxygenase activity.
CAACACCCGAAACCCCCCCGUCGGUGCGCUGGCACUGUGGACAAGGGCACCUGCACAGAGCCUUGCAAUACAUUCUCCAAGGCCUUGCAGCGGACUCACUGGUUCACUUUAAAUGCAUGCUUUGGGGAAGCACCCAACAAGUGCCGCAGAAAUUCCAGAAACACUGACCAUGCUCUUCGAGAUUGUUUUGCAUUUUACCACUGUGGAUGUGCUGGGGUGCUUCAAUAUUCUGUGAUCGUAGUACGUGGUUCAAUGCAAAGCAGCACAGAAGUGUUGCACAAUGCUAUCGAUCAUAAUUAAGCGGUCAAUUAAUUUCGUUCAGCUGUGUAAGCGGAACAAUUAAGGAAACGCACGCGCUACGGCGAAAUUCAAGACACGCCAGUGUGUCCGCAAUACACGGGUAUUACAAGUAGAUUAUUUCAGAUAAGCCUAUCAAGCACGGUUCUGUUCAGUGACCUUUGCCCUCGGCCUUGGGCGCAUCACGCGUCGGUUGAACGCUCGCCGGCCAGAGGUCACUGCCCAGUGCCGGGCGAGCGAGAAUGGAGCCUCGGUAGGUGUUUGCUUCCGCCCUCCCACGAAGGGCACUGCGCGCUUUUCUGGCGGUGCGAUGACGCUGCGCGUGCGUGACAAGGAAUACGGCGCCCCAAGUGCGCGCGUAGCUCGGAAGCGAAUGAAACGCACAUGAUACGGUUGCAGCAGCGGCGCCGGUGUGCGCGACAGGCGAUGACAGCACGGGAGCACGGGCGAGCAACCGAUACGGCGUCCGAUAGAUAAAAGGAGCCCGGCGCACACAAAAGCCCGCGAACAACAGCGCCCGCCACUCCUCAGUCGCCGCCGGCUGUGUUUACUAGGAAGUGCGCUCAGCAGCAUUGUCGUAGUCGCGUCACGUUCAACAGCACGCUCUCGCGCCUCCCUUCUUUCCUUUCGUUCUUGUUUAUUUUUUUCGCCUUCCCUAACCCGCGCUGUCAUCGCCGACGAGAGCGCGUUUUAGUUGAGUGUUGGGCGCGAGAAACAAACCCGCUACGGGUGUGCGCGCUCAGAAGCCCGCACGUUGCCCGCCCGCGCUGAGCGCCGCUCUCAUUUUGGCCGCAAGGAUCUUCGCCCCUGGCUGCGCGCAUGGUCUGUGCAUCGAGGAAAUGAAGCAAGCAGCCCGGGUUCUAGCGCGGAGCGUCGCCUCGGAGACGACGUCUGUGUCGCUCGGCACGCGGCGGCAGCCGCCUGGCGCCGCGUCCAAGGAACGCCGGACAACGGUGCCUGCUUAUGCAAAACCUUUCGACCAGAUUCCUGGGCCCAAGCCGUCGGUGCCUUUCAUCGGAACUAGCUGGCAAUACACGAGAUGGGGUCGAUACAAUCUCUACCAGCUUCAUGAAGCCAGCACCGACAAGUACAAUCGGUAUGGUGACCUCAUGAAAGAAGAGUACCAGUGGCGACGACCAGUGGUCCAUUCCUUCAACCCGGAGGACUUCGAGGUCAUAUUUCGUAGUCAGGGGCGUUGCCCAGUCCGACCACCAAAUGAGUUUGUCUGCAAGUACCGCACUGAGCACCCUCUCAAGUACAACAGUGUGGGGCUUUCCAAUGCGCUUGGUGCAGAAUGGCACACACUGCGCAUGGCACUUGCACCAGUGUUGCUCGAGAUGAGGAACAUAGCCGAGCUAGCAACUUGGCAAGAGGAGAUCUGCGAUGACUUUGCCGAAUACGUGCGAUGGCUGCGAGACCCUGAAACUCUGGAAGUAAGCUGCAUUCAGGACAUCCUGUCUAGGCUUGCUUUGGAAUCAAUAUUUAGGCUAUGCCUGGAUACACGACUUGGCUGCCUACAGCCCUCGCAGCUUGAACAAGGUGAAGCAUCCACAGUGAUUGCCGUUGCUGGGCAACUGUUUUCUGCCUAUCAGGAGCUCUACUACGGACUUCCCCUUUGGAAGUACAUGCACACAUCCUCUUACCAGAAGUACACGGAGGCCGAGGAUGUCCUGUACAAAAUAACACUGGGCUACAUUCGACAGUAUGCCAAGAAGGUGUCAAAGGAUCACUCUUUGGGGAGCGACAAGAGCCUUCUCCAAGCACUUCUCAGUUUGAACGGGCUGUCGGAGAUGGAUAUCCACCUGACAAUAAUGGAUUUCAUUGCGGGUGGUGUUUUCACGACAAGUAUUGCCUUGUGCUUUCUCCUGCACCACUUGGCCUCCGAUCGGGAUGUGCAGGAAAAGCUCUACGCUGAGCUGAAGUCUGGUGACAAGGACAUCAGCAGCUGCUCCUACCUUCGUGCAUGCAUAAAGGAAAGCUUCCGGUUAAGCCCUACGGUACCUGGUGUAAUGAGAAUCCUGCCCGAGGAGGUGGUGCUCUCUGGAUACAGGGUGCCCGCUGGAGUGCCAGUGUUUGCAAAUUCGCUGGUGACCUGUCGCCUGGAGAAGUACUUUCCACAGCCAGAACAGUUCAGGCCUGAACGUUGGCUUGGCGAGGAACGGGGCCUCAUCCACCCAUUCAGCCUGCUGCCCUUUGGCCAUGGGGCCCGCAUGUGUGUUGGCCGGCGCUUUGCAGAGCUCGAGCUCAUGACUGCAGCUGCCAAGAUGGUGCAGAACUUCAUCAUUGAGCCCUGCACGCAACACAUCAACACUAGUUACGUGUUUGUGGUGGUGCCAAGCCACCCUGUGGGACUCCGGUUCCGCGAUCGUAACUGAUUGCCCACUUUCCCAAGGGCACCCACAUUCUCGGAAGUAUUCCCUGUGCCUGUAACAGAAUUUGAACUGGUUGCGCACGUCAUCUCUCCUCCCAGCUGGUUUGCUACAGGUCAUGUCCCUCAUUGAAAAAGGGUGGGAUAUUUUGAGGAGAUUCAUUCCCCACCAACAUUGCACUGCCAAGACACUAGGUGAAAUGAGAUCUCCAUGAGACUGCUGCAUUUACACUAAGCACUACUACCAUUUUAAUGCUCUGGUAUGGUGAAGUUUGAUGCAUGCUUUUACUAUGUAAUGACAGGAAUGUGCACCUUGAAAGUAUGCUCCUUUUGUGUACUUCAUUACUCCUGUCACAACCUCGCACAUAAUAUACUAGUCCAUUAGCAGUUGUAACAGUUUGGGCACUUCUAUUUUGUAGGUCACACCAAGUUCCUUUUACAGCAUCAUAACUGGGCAGCUAGCAGGGUAUCUUCUUGGCAAAGCUGAAGGUAGUGAUUAUGUGGAGUUCUCAGCUAACAAGAGCAAGCCUUACAGCCGUCAUGUGUUAGCUUUUAUGUUAUUACUGCACCAUAUUCAUUAUUAAAUUUCAUGCUUCAUCUUUUUAAGACUUUUUUAAAAAUAUAUAAAUGAAAGUUAUAAAUACAAACAGGAAUGUAGAAAGAUGUACAGUUCAUCUAAAUUUGUGUUAAAAAUUAUGGGGUUUUUACGUGCCAAAACCACGAUCUGAUUAUGAGGCACGCCGUAGUGGGGGACUCCAGAAAUUUAGACCACCUGGGGUUCUUUAACGUGCACCUAAAUCUAAGUACACGGGUGUUUUUCGCAUUUCGCCCCCAUCGAAAUGCGGCCGCCGUGGCCGGGUCUAAAUUUGUGUUAGGUACUAUGUUGUAUUUGUGCUCAGGUCAUCAUGUUCCACCUUGCACUGCAUUCUAGACGUGCAUAGCCCUGUACAGCCUAUGUGCAGGCCAUUGAUAUCUACAAAGUGCUGUUUGGGCAACUUUUCAACAGUUUGCUCCCUUCUCAUUUCAAAAUGUUUGAGCUUUUGCUGGCUUUCCUUUUGCAAGCAAUAGAGCCAGCUGAUAUUCAGUCAUUGCACUCUAAGAUAUGGAGAAUUCCCAAGUCAGUGUAAAAAGGAGUCAUACAGAUCUUCAGGAACAAAACUGACUGUUGUGAACACUGAUUUCUGUUGUGAACAUUCAUAGCUGGCCAUCUUUUGUGCACAUUGAAGACUUUCCAGUCAACAAAGAGAUGGCUUCAUAAGGCUCUGUCUACUUGGUGGUAUGUACGAAGCUUUAAAGGAACACUGCAACACUUCUUGAACACUGUAAAAAAAUGUUCGCAAUGUGUAGACAAUGCUGCCUCGAAGCCAAAUACAGUACAGACCACUUAUAACGUAACCGCUUAUAGUGCAGGACCGGAUAUAGUGCGGUCUUUUCAUACUCCCGUUAAUUUUCCCAUAGCACUCCAUGUAUACACGUAUUGCUUAUAGUGCAGUUGUGGAAAACGAAAUACCGGUUACAGUGCGGCUGCCUGGGAGCACGGAAGUCAGCGGAGACGGCGAACGCUCCCCUCAAACGGGCGCCCCAAGGAGUGCUCGAGGAAGAAAGAGAGACGAAGUGGAGGAGAAGGGCAUGUGGUGCAAACGAACAGCCAGUAAGGCUGAAAGCAGAAUCUUGAGUGCGAGUCGUGAAAUAUCACGGCGUGCAUAGCGAGCGAGGGCCACGAAACUGCCAACGCCAGCCAACGGUCGCUUCACGAUAACAGCAGUAAACGAAACUUCAGGGAGCGGGCGGCGCCGGCACGGCACGGCGAAGGGCGCACACAGAGACCAUGGAAUGUCAGGGAGGAGGGCGGCAGGGAAGUGGAUUUCGCCUCGAGCUAACCCUGCCACUUCGGUGGCUCCCCUCGCUCUCCCUCAUAACUCCCUCACUUUCGACUGUCACCGUGCGCGCCCGCCGCCAUGCAGGCGCUGCCGCUCCAGCUGGCCCGGUGCCAGCUCCCCGAAGUUUCGUUUUCUGCCGUUAUCAGGAAGCGGGCAUUUGCCGGCGUGGGCAGUUUCGUUGGCCGGCCUGGGACAGCGCCGCUGCUUCCCUCUGCACCGUAGCCGCAGUGUGCUAGGUCAACACAUGACUAGAAAGUAGAGGAAGCAUAAAGGAGAAAGAAGGGUUCA